Anastrepha obliqua is the source of this 1326-nucleotide messenger RNA. RefSeq names its product decapping nuclease DXO homolog. Gene Ontology annotation, biological process: NAD-cap decapping; nuclear-transcribed mRNA catabolic process. The record is from RefSeq and is a predicted model, not a curated record. Gene Ontology annotation, cellular component: cytosol; nucleus. NCBI's taxonomy places the organism in Eukaryota, Metazoa, Arthropoda, Insecta, Diptera, Tephritidae. The transcript is spliced from 4 exons. Gene Ontology annotation, molecular function: mRNA 5'-diphosphatase activity. Bases 95 to 1312 code for a protein of 405 amino acids.
CAAAGCACAAAACAAAAACAAAAAGAAUUUCUAAUUUGUUGUUUUAAUGUAUUAAAAUUUCUUAAUUAAUAGGAGCAUUGUUUUAGACACAAACAUGUUUUCAAAGCCUAAUACAGGAUUGCGCGUACGGCCCAAUCGAGGCGAAAAUUUACCAUUUCCACAAAUCGAAAAACCUAGGCCAAUAGGAUAUUUUAGUGUAGUGGGUGGUAUUUUACGUGAAUACGAGCCUUCAGCACAACAAUUGCACUACUAUAGGCCGCCAUCACCCAAAAAAUUUCCGCUUGAUCUGAAUGAAGGUCUACAAGAAGCUAUUAAAAAACCAGAAUCCGUCUAUGACGAAGGACUCGAUCAUAUUUUGAAAUUUAUAUUCGAUCAUCGCGAUCGUCUUACAAAGCCAUUGGCGUCCUCCGAAGGUUCUCUACGCAGCCUUUAUGCCGAAUUUGUGUGUUGGCGCGGUUUACUGCGUUUGCUUAUGUGUACGCCGUAUGAGUACCGAAAUGAUUGGUCGAUUGCUGUAACGCGUUUCAACGGUACCUUCUAUCUCUGGAAGCGUGACACAGACCAAGAAAAAAUACAACGCGCUAAGGAAUCUGUACAACAACGUACAUUUGCUUCUUACGGAUUUAAAUUUGAACAAUAUUGCCUGUCAGAAUCACCAUUUCUCGAACCGAACUCUACCGGACCUGUUGAUGAGUGUAGUGAGUUUUCUUGUGUUUUUACAACCAAACUUGGCGGCUUGGAUGUGCUCUAUGGCGCUGAAAUGGAUGGAAUCAUAAGUGAACAACCUGUUGUGCUUGAAGGCGAAAAUGCCACAAGCCUGGAUAAUUUGAAAUUCAUUGAGGUAAAAGUGCGACAAGGUAACUUAAAUAGGAAUCAACUUCAGUCCUAUAAUCGUCACAAAACUCGGAAUUGGUGGUGCCAAUCCUUUUUAGUUGGAAUACAAGAUAUAUAUGUAGGACUACGGAACGAGAGAGGGCUGGUUGACCGAAUCGAACACACAGAGGUACGCGCCCUACCCAAGCAAGGAGUGGCUCAUUGGACACCAAAUGUGUGCGUCACAUUUCUCAUCGAAUUUUUAAACCGCAUACGAACACUAAUGGCCGACGUAAAUUGUCCAUAUACUACUUUUGAGUUUUACUUCAACUCUAGUCGAGGUACUAUAACGUAUGAAAUAAUAAAAGGCAAAAGUGAGCAUUCUUUUUUGCCGGACUUCUAUAUAGAACUUAUGCAUCCCAAGCAGCCUGUUGUAAAUGAAAACACGAUUCAUUUGCAGAGGACAGGUGGAACUACAGUAAAAAAUGAAAAUGUCUAGAGACAAUAAAUCAA